This is a messenger RNA of Eremothecium gossypii ATCC 10895, 327 nucleotides long. RefSeq names its product 4a-hydroxytetrahydrobiopterin dehydratase (gene MCO14). Gene Ontology annotation, biological process: tetrahydrobiopterin biosynthetic process. The record is from RefSeq and is marked provisional. Lineage: Eukaryota; Fungi; Ascomycota; Saccharomycetes; Saccharomycetales; Saccharomycetaceae. The transcript has a single exon. Gene Ontology annotation, molecular function: 4-alpha-hydroxytetrahydrobiopterin dehydratase activity. Bases 1 to 327 code for a protein of 108 amino acids.
AUGUACAACAAAAUCGCCAAACAGCUGCCCAUCCUCCUCCGCCCGCCCGAGCUGCAGGCCGGCCUCGCCGCGCUGCCGCACUGGCGCCUCGUCGGCGCCAGCCUCCAGCGCGAGCUGCGGCUCGCCGACUUCGAGGCGACGUGGGGCCUCCUGACACAGGUCGCCAUGCGCGCGCACCUCUGGGGCCACCACCCGACCAUCACCACGACGCACACGCGUGCCACGAUCGCGCUGACCACGCACGACGCCGGCGGCGUCACGGACAUCGACCUGCGCAUGGCCCGGCGCAUCGAGCGCCUGCUCGCCCGCUCCGAAUGUAUAUCUUAA